UCAUUUUGUUGGCAAGUUGUUAAUUACAGUCUCACUUUGUAAGGAAUGGUUUAGACCUAAUUUAUUGUUUGAGCACUUUAAGGAGAAUAAAUACUACUAUAUAAUAUAUAUACCGAGUACCGACCUUUAUAAAUUAAUUUUUAUAAAAUAACUAUCCUCAACAACGUUCAGAAAUGGUACCUCAACUGAACUCUGGUUCAAAACGCGGCUAUGUCGUGUACAUCAUAUUGGUUACAUGUUUGGUUUUCUUGAUGUUUCAACUAGCAAACGACAAAGGAAAAAGGGUGGGGAUUUCUGACACAGGCUCCUAUCUGGUCAGUUCGCCGAUAAUGAAUAUCUCUGUCAGUGAUGAUGUAGUUUCAGAUACAUCAGAGAAUGAGAUGUCGACUUUAACAAAUCCAGACCAACAGUUCGAGUCUAAAGAUAAGCCAAGUUCAAGUCAUUCAGAACAGAUAUUAAUUAAAAAGAACUUAAUGUUUAUAAAGACCCACAAGUGUGGAACUUCCACCUUAGUUGAUGUUUUUUAUCUCCGAGGAGUUAGAAAAAAGCUCAACUUUGUAAUGAUCCCAUAUACUCACCAACUGCAUUCUCUCACAAGGCACCUGCUACCUCCAAGACCUGGAUCAGUGUACAACAUGCAGUGUCAACACGGCACUUUCCAACCAGAUGCUGAACACACGAUAAUGCCCAAAGAAACAUCUCUUUACUCCACUAUUGUCAGAUCUCCAGUAUCCCAGUUUAAGUCUGCUUUUAGCUUUUUUGGGGCUGAGGGCAAAAUGCAAAAGAAAUACGGUCACCUCUCAAUAGACGCAUUGAUUGGACACUACUUGGACGAAUAUCCCGAACCAACAGAAAACAAGGCUAGUGCUGGCAGGAUUCUCAACAGUGUGGCUGUAGACUUGGGAUGGAAUACUUUUAACCGCAGAAAUUUAGGACAAACACUUCAAGAGAAGAUAAACGCCUUUAUAGAACAUCUGGACCAAGAGAUGGACUUUGUUAUGAUAACCGACAGAAUGAACGAAAGUCUUAUCCUUCUUAAAGAAUAUCUUGGCUGGAAUAUGACUGACAUUGUGUAUCUAAAUCGUAUGGUCAGCUCCAAACCAAAAGUAACAAUGUCAGAGGAAACUAAAGCCAGAAUAUUGCAAUAUCAAGUUAUAGAUGCUCAAAUAUUUGAUCAAUUUAACAAAACAUUCGAGCUGCACCUCGAUAGGGUAGGCAGAGAAAAAGUAGCAUCUCAAGUCAAAGAGUUUGAAGAAAUGAGGGAAUCUUUUGAAAACAAAUGUUUUAACAAAGAUAAGACUAUUAAUGGUCCCUAUAAAUCAAUCUCAUGGGAGAUAUCAGAGUACGGUAGAAACACAAAUGUGGCCUGCACAUUUCUACAGACUCGAGAUGUCACAUUGACUAAUGUUAUUACACAGCUUCAGCUUUCCCAAGACUAUACCGUCCCUAUCGAAGGACAAAAAGGGCCUCUCUUGAUGCGAGAUAUCGUUUCUAAAAUCCAACGGGACUAUGAUAAUAACGAGGAUCCAGUGUGAUCGUGGCUUCUCUGUCAAUAUAAUAUAUUUUUUAUUUAUUUAUGAUAGUGUGAUGUUUUAGUUGCAACUCAAAUUUAUAAUUCUAGAUAAAGUGGUUUAAGGUUUCGUCAUUAACU
Bolinopsis microptera is the source of this 1651-nucleotide messenger RNA. RefSeq names its product galactosylceramide sulfotransferase-like. Gene Ontology annotation, biological process: glycolipid biosynthetic process. Gene Ontology annotation, cellular component: membrane. Gene Ontology annotation, molecular function: galactosylceramide sulfotransferase activity. The transcript has 4 exons. Lineage: Eukaryota; Metazoa; Ctenophora; Tentaculata; Lobata; Bolinopsidae. The coding region runs from base 174 to 1535 and encodes 453 amino acids. The record is from RefSeq and is a predicted model, not a curated record.